AUGGUCAUGAGCCGCUGGGUGCCCUAUGGCGUGCUGAGCACAACUCUCGCCGUCUCCGUCGUCGUUCAUGCCUUCCAAGAGCGUCCAAACUUCUACGCAGCCUGUGUCUACCUCUCCCAGUCCUCAGCAUGCUCCAUCGUUCUUGCAAACAUGUUCUUUGUGGCAACGCUCAUGUUUGGUAAGCUACUGCAGCAUCUUUGCUUUGGCAGGCUGCGUGCAAUUGAAGUAGAGCAUCUCUACGAACGAUCUUGGUACGCCGUCACUGAAUCGUGCCUCGCUAUGACCAUCUUCAGGGAGGAAUUUGAUAGUCGCUUCCUCCUCUAUUUUACAACACUCAUCUUUGUCAAGAUAUUCCAUUGGCUCGCCCACGAUCGUGUGGACUUCAUGGAGCAAACGACAGAGGGCGUCUCCAAGAAGUUUCAUGUUCGCAUGUGCACUAUCAUCGGCUCGCUCUUGGCUGUUGACUUCUUUAUGGCCAAAUCAGCACUGGAUGACAUCUUCAGGUAUGGGCCGAAUGCCAUGAUUCUAUUUGCAUUCGAAUUCACCAUCCUCGGGUCAAUCAUCCUCUCUGUCGCCGGCAAGUACAUCCUCAACCUCAUUGAAAGUCGUAUGCAUGAGCAGUGGGACAACAAGCAGACGUAUGUCUUCUAUCUCGACCUGCUCGCCGACUUCUUCAAACUGGUCACCUACAUUGCCUUCUUUGCGACAGUCUUCACGUUCUAUGGACUGCCACUGCACAUCGUUCGCGAUUUGUAUGUCACAUUGCGGUCAUUCACCACAAAGUGUCGCAACUUCCUUCGCUUCAGACAAGCGACGCGCGACAUGGACACACGCUAUCCAGAUGCAACGCCUGCAGAACUUGAAGCACUCGGAGACCCCACUUGUAUUGUUUGCCGCGACGACAUGCUGCACGCCUCCCAACCCUCAGAAGAAGGAGAGCCAGCACGCUCCCCGCUCGAUAAACCCAAAAAGCUACCUUGCAACCAUAUCUUGCAUUUCAGGUGUUUGAGGAGUUGGUUGGAACGCCAGCAAAGUUGUCCA
Messenger RNA from Protomyces lactucae-debilis, 1041 nucleotides. RefSeq lists its product as uncharacterized. The transcript has a single exon. Gene Ontology annotation, molecular function: metal ion binding. Gene Ontology annotation, cellular component: cytoplasm. Lineage: Eukaryota; Fungi; Ascomycota; Taphrinomycetes; Taphrinales; Protomycetaceae. The record is from RefSeq and is a predicted model, not a curated record. The annotation marks the transcript as partial.